Molecule: messenger RNA, 2276 nt
Organism: Megalops cyprinoides (Indo-Pacific tarpon)
Lineage: Eukaryota; Metazoa; Chordata; Actinopteri; Elopiformes; Megalopidae
Product: collagen alpha-1(VIII) chain-like
Exons: 3
Coding region: 57-2276 (739 amino acids)
Molecular function (GO): protein binding
Source: RefSeq, a predicted model, not a curated record
CUUUUCUCUCUCUACAGUGAUUGUUCCACUAACAAGACCUCACACUGGCAAAGACCAUGGCCACAACCCCUCUAUCUGGUCAUCUCCUAUUGGUGGUGUUCCAGCUGGCUGUGCUACACAACGUCCACGGAGGGGCGUACUAUGGGCACAAGCCGCUGCCCCAGCAGCACCAGCCAAUGCCACAAUUACCUCAUCUGCCCCUGGGCAAGGAAAUGCUGCCCCAGCAGCAGUAUCUGCUCAAGGAGAUGCCACACCUUCAGUAUGGCAAAGAGAUUCCCAUGAUCCCUCAGUACAGGAAGGAGAUACCACACGUGCACAUGCACAUGGGAAAGGAGAUGCCUCGCAAGGAAGACAAAGGUGAAACAGUUUCUAGAGGUGAGAAGGGUGCCCCAGGGGAUGCUGGCCCCCAGGGGCCUCCAGGACCUCCAGGUCCCCCAGGAGCACCAGGCCACGGCAUGCCAGGACCCCCAGGAAAGCCAGGUCCCCCUGGCCCACAAGGAUUUCCAGGAAUAGGCAAACCAGGGUUGCCAGGACUGCCAGGUAAACCAGGAGGAGUGGGACUGCCAGGACCAAAAGGUGAACUGGGUCCUGGUGGUGAAGUGGGGCCAGCUGGUUUGCCAGGGCCUCCAGGUCUACCUGGCCCUCCAGGGCUGCCAGGCCUGGGGAAACCUGGGGGUCAGGGCCUCCCUGGACAGCCAGGACCUCGAGGAGAGCCUGGUCACAAAGGCCCACCUGGACUACCUGGCCUGCCUGGACCCAAAGGUGACAAAGGGAAUGGUCAACCAGGACCAUCAGGCCCAAAGGGACCUGCUGGGCCUCCAGGUCCACCAGGACCAGCAGGACCACCUGGAGUGGGAAAGCCAGGCAUCAGUGGACCCCCAGGGGCGCCAGGAGAAGCAGGAAAACCAGGUCCCCCAGGAGAACCUGGCCUAAUAGGAGCACCCGGUGAGGGAGGAGAGCCCGGGCCACCAGGACCACCUGGUGUCGGUGAAGUAGGAAAGGAUGGCUUGCCAGGACAACCAGGGAAUCAGGGUGAAAAAGGAGAACAAGGUCCACCAGGAUUACCAGGAGCCCCUGGCUUACCUGGAAUUGGCAAACCAGGACUUCCUGGACCAAAAGGUGAAAAAGGACAGGGUGGUUUGCCAGGUCCCCCAGGCCCAAAGGGUGACAAAGGUCUUGGAGGCCCUCCUGGUGUGACUGGCCCCCCAGGAGAAAUUGGGGCCCCAGGUGCACCUGGUCCCAUGGGGCCACCAGGGGGUGUUGGUUUCCCAGGUCUAAAAGGUGAGGGUGGCGCUAUCGGAGAAAAAGGGGAAGCAGGUCCUAUGGGUGAGACGGGGCCUCCAGGGCUUCCAGGCCAGGCUGGGGUUCCUGGAGAAGAGGGCCAGCCUGGCCCACGUGGUCCCCCUGGGCCCAUAGGCCCCAAAGGAGAAGGCGGUGAGAAAGGUUUACCAGGUCCUUCUGGAGCACCGGGGUUGCCAGGUCUAAAGGGUGAAGCAGGAGUGCCAGGUGAACAAGGAGAACAAGGCCCCAAAGGCAUACCAGGAAUUGCGGGUCCUGGAGGGCCAAUCGGACCUCCUGGGCUUCCAGGACAAAAAGGUGAACUUGGGCCAUCUGGUCAACCUGGCCUUCCAGGUGUAGGUGAACAAGGGAUUCAAGGCCCAGAAGGACCCCCAGGAAAAUCAGGUCCUAUCGGGCCCCCUGGUCAAUCUGGACCACCUGGGCCACCUGGACCUCCAGGCCCACCUGGCCCCCCUCUUUUACCUCCUGAUAUGGGGCAGAUCCUGCCCGAAAUGGGCCCAGGUCUGGAUGGCGUGAAGGCCCCACCAGAGGGUUUUAAGAAAGGAAAGCAUGGAGGGGCAGUAAUGGGAAGUCAUGGCCUGGAGAUGCCUGCAUUCACAGCCCAGCUGACCACCCCAUUCCCUCCUGUAGGCACCCCAGUGGUGUUCGACAAGCUCCUGUACAAUGGUGGCCAGAACUACAACCCAGACACCGGAGUCUUCACCUGUGAAAUUCCUGGAAUUUAUUACUUUGCUUACCACAUCCACUGCAAGGGGGCCAAUGUGUGGGUGGCACUGUUCAGGAAUAAUGAGCCAGUGAUGUACACAUAUGAUGAGUACAAAAAGAGCUUCUUGGACCAGGCGUCCGGGAGUGCUGUGCUGCCCUUACAGCCAGGGGACACAGUGUACAUUCAGCUUCCAUCAGACCAGGCAGCAGGACUUUACGCUGGCCAAUAUGUCCACUCCUCUUUCUCUGGAUUUUUAUUGUACCCCAUGUAA